AUGAGCUACUUCGCACUUUCCCCAAACCCUCGCAACUCCGGCGCGGAUAGCCCUGGGUCCUCUGUGUUCGACCUUCCCACCCAGCCCGGUCCUGCCCAUGCGACACCAGAUAGAUCAUCCAGUGUGGCUACUGGAAAAUCAACAGGGCUUCUGACGUCGCUUUCUGGUGAAACAUCUUUCGUAGUCAUAUCUGGUGGUACGGGAUGCAACUCCAUCUGUCCCGCGUUUGGCCGUUCGGCCUGUUACAUUCUCCCAGUCUCGGACGACGGAGGUUCUUCAAGUGAAAUCAUUCGCGUCUUGGGCGGACCAUCGAUUGGUGACAUCCGCUCGAGGCUCGUUCGCCUGAUACCUCCUGCGAGGCCUGGCGCACCUCUAGACGCCAUUCGCAACCUCUUAGCGUACCGCCUCCCUGCAAAGUGCACUGAACAGGAAGCGCGUGAUGAAUGGAGGGACAUUGUAGAGGGCCGCAGCCGACUAUGGACGGGCAUUCCCAAUGAUCGCAAGGAAAUGAUCAGAGCCUUUCUUGUCCGUUUUGAGCACGAGAUUCUGUCGCGGGCGCAUAAGAACUUUUCGUUCGUGAACGGAAGCAUCGGCAAUUACUUCCUUUCCGCUGCGCAGCUCUUCUUCCACUCGCUUCCUUCCGCUAUAUUCCUCUUCUCUUCUAUCACGAGCAGCGAGGCGAACAUCUUGCCUGUGAUCGUAACGAACCAUACGGUCACUAUCGCCGCAGAACUGGACAACGGGGAGCGACUGGUCGGGCAAUGCGAGAUUUCUCAUCCUGUCCGACAAGCACCUCGCAUAAGCGUAUACGGAGAAGACGAUGCGGCGGUCGACCCAUUGGACGGAACACUACCUCGCAGUCGCAACGUCCUAUUCGAGGCGGAAGGGAAGAACGACUAUGAGCCUCUCAACGCGCGCAUUAGCAGGUUAUUCUACAUCAAUGCAUACGGGAAUGAGAUCCAUCCCUCGCCGAAUCCUGACUAUUUGUAUUCUAUGUCGCGAUACAACGUGCUGGUGUACUCAUGUGGGUCUCUCUGGACAAGCAUCAUCCCCUGCCUCGCUCUGAAAGGCGUUGCGAAUGCUAUUGCCGGUUCGCGAUCAUUGAAGGCGAAGGUGCUUCUUUUAAACUCGACUAACGAUCGAGAAACCGAUGGGUACAGCGCCGUGGACUACAUUCGCAUCGUCGCACGAACGUUGAACGACGGUCAUCACGCGAAGACGUAUGGGGGCCUCAGCAAGGCUGAUACGACGUGGCCCAUCUCAGCUUUCAUCACGCACCUUGUCUACCUGAAGGGUACUGCAGUCGAGGUUGACAUAUCCCAGAUCACCUAUUUGGGGGUGCGGUGUAUUGAAGUAGAGGGGCCGAUAGACGAAAGGUCCCAGCUGCCGCAGUUCGACGCAUCCUCCGUCACCCUGGCGAUUCGUGAGAUUCUAGAUAGCUUUGCGGACGAAUAG
Dichomitus squalens LYAD-421 SS1 is the source of this 1455-nucleotide messenger RNA. RefSeq lists its product as uncharacterized. The coding region runs from base 1 to 1455 and encodes 484 amino acids. The record is from RefSeq and is a predicted model, not a curated record. Lineage: Eukaryota; Fungi; Basidiomycota; Agaricomycetes; Polyporales; Polyporaceae. Gene Ontology annotation, molecular function: LPPG:FO 2-phospho-L-lactate transferase activity. The transcript has 10 exons.